This is a messenger RNA of Brienomyrus brachyistius, 5084 nucleotides long. Its product is annotated as paxillin-like. Lineage: Eukaryota; Metazoa; Chordata; Actinopteri; Osteoglossiformes; Mormyridae. Gene Ontology annotation, biological process: substrate adhesion-dependent cell spreading; endothelial cell migration; transforming growth factor beta receptor signaling pathway. The record is from RefSeq and is a predicted model, not a curated record.
AGCCAACAUCGGUCUGGGUGGGCCUGCAACAUGUCUUCCGGUGGUGGGGGGUAGUCGUGCCAUGAAUAUCCUGCCACCCACGCACUGCGGUUCCAGGGCUCUCGGUCCGAGGGGCCGCCCUGGGUCACUGCCCUCUGCCUUCUGACACGCUUUUUUCACCAGCCCUGUUAGCAAAGGCUCAGCUUACAGCAGUUUGUAACUAAACCCAGGAGCCUCACUGUCUAACCACGGCUCCCCCCCCCCACAUUCCUCAUGCCAUGACUGAGUACAGUUUUUGAGCAAGUGGGUCUUUUUAAAAAAUAUAUAAGACGUCAGCGAUCUGUCCAAACACGUUUCCAUAUGCUUCUUGUCAGUCAAACCAGGACAAUGGAUCCACAUUUAAGGUGAAUAGUUUUAUUUGUCGGAUUCAAAACGCUCCCGAUAGUCCCGCUAGAGGUCAUCAUUCACCAACCCCGCGCCGGGAGCUCCGCCGGCGGCGCGCCGCGGGGAUGCGCGCGCGCACACGGGACUUGUAUGAAACUUCUACGUUGCCCUAGGCUAAGAUCAUAAGGGUUUGAUAGCACUGGGUUUACGUGGAGGCAAAGGAUAGAGAGGCAGCAGCGAGCAGCACCGCCGGCCCGGUUCCUUUUACCGAACUACAAUGGAUGAUCUCGACGCCCUGCUGGCGGACCUGGAGUCCACCACGUCUCACAUCUCCAAGCGGCCCACGCUGCUGACUGAGGAAACACCAUACUCCUUCCUCCCAAGAGGCCAACUGGAGCAGGAGGACCCCUCCCUGGCCCCAGAGCCCCCGCUGCCCUCCGCUGCCUCCCUGAACGGUGACUCACUGGACCCCCCCAACUCACAACACUCCUCUCAGCAGUCCCCUGCUUCAGCCCAGAAAAGGUCUCAGGACAGUAGCAGCUCGCCUCCCUGUCAUACUGAAGAGGAUCACGUCUACAGCUUUCCCAACAAGCAGAAGAGCCACGAGGCUCCAUCAGCCAUGAACUCCACCGUGGGCAGCAACCUGACUGAGCUCGACCGACUGCUGCUAGAGCUGAACGCCGUGCAGCAGAGCACGCCUUGCUUCCCCACCACAGAAGAGGCCCCACCCCCUUUGCCAUCCAUCAGCACCACCUACUACAUUCAGGAGAACGGAGGCUCCACCCCUGUAAAGUCAGCCCCACCCACCACAGAGAAAUCCGGGCACAACGGGGCCCGCAGCGUCGAUGAAGUACGGCCCAGUGUGGAGAGCCUCCUGGAUGAGCUGGAGAGCUCCGUGCCCAGUCCCACGCCCGGAACCCUGGAGGUGCGGGGCGAGCCCCCAGACGACGGCUAUGAGACCCCCGCCCAGCAGCAAGCUCGGAUCUCCGCCUCGUCUGCCACGCGGGAGCUGGACGAGCUCAUGGCCUGUCUGUCCGACUUCAAGAUCAUGACCCAGGGGAAAGGUGCAGGAUCCCCAUCCGGCAGCGUGGGGCCCCCCCCCAAAGAGGUGAACAAGCUGGACAACAUGCUGGGCAGCCUGCAGUCAGACCUGAACCGGCUGGGCGUGCGGACUCUAGCCAAGGGCGUGUGUGGGGCCUGCAGCAAACCCAUUGCCGGCCAGGUUGUCACGGCGAUGGGCAGGACAUGGCACCCAGAGCACUUCGUGUGCACGCACUGCCAGGAGGAGAUUGGCUCUCGCAAUUUCUUUGAGCGUGAGGGGCAGCCGUACUGCGAGAGGGACUACCACUCCCUGUUCUCGCCCCGCUGCUACUACUGCAACGGCCCCAUCCUGGAUAAAGUGGUAACGGCUCUGGAGAAGACCUGGCACCCCGAGCACUUCUUCUGUGCUCAGUGUGGAGCCUUCUUUGGCCCGGAGGGCUUUCACGAGAAGGACGGCAAGGCAUACUGCAGGAAGGAUUACUUUGACAUGUUUGCCCCCAAGUGUGGGGGCUGCGCUCGAGCCAUCCUGGAGAACUACAUCUCUGCCCUGAACGCACUCUGGCACCCGGAAUGCUUUGUGUGCAGGGAGUGCUUCACGCCCUUUGUGAAUGGCAGCUUCUUCGAGCACGAGGGCCAGCCGUACUGUGAGUCGCAUUACCACGAGCGACGCGGUUCGCUGUGCUCCGGCUGCCAGAAGCCAAUCACGGGCCGCUGCAUCACCGCCAUGGGCAGGAAGUUCCACCCCGAGCACUUCGUCUGCGCCUUCUGCCUCAAGCAGCUCAACAAAGGCACCUUCAAGGAGCAGAACGACAAGCCCUACUGUCAGACCUGCUUUAACAAGCUCUUCAGUUAGAGGGCAGGGAAUCGGGUGGAUGAGUGUGCGUGUGUGUGUGUGUGCCGGCGUGACCCUCUGCAGUGGGCGAGCUGGGGUUACUGUUCAGCAUGGGGGGAGCAGGUUUUGUGUUGUCUUGAAAUGUGAGCGCCCUCUACUGGGGAGGGGGGACUGCUCAGAUCCAGUGGGAUGGGAGAUGUUCCAAAGAUCAGGAAUUGAGUAAUUACCAAGAUAACUUGGUUUGCUUUGGAAUGUAAUGGAGAUGAGACAGGCCAGGUGUAGCAGACAGAUGUGGAAAUGCAUCGCACUGGCUUUGCGCGCCUGGUGCUCUCUGCUCACUGGUUGAGUGUGUAUUUUGGGCACUGACAGAGGUGUUUUAAAUGUUUUGCUCAGAUAAGUUGGACAAAUUAAGUUCUCUAACUGUCUAUGUGGGACUCUGUAGCCCUGUGAUUUUCUGCGAUAUGAUUUAACACUGUCAGCUGGGCCAGUGGGAGCCCUUUAGAAAGCUUCUCAUUGCAUUGUUGGCUUUUGGGAAGAGAGAAAACAAAUGUAGCUAAAAUGAGAUUUGAUGGCCUUGGGGCAGCGGGACACUGAUUGUGUGUAUUUCUGUACCGUCAAAGUUCACACUCAAACUGGGUGGAAGCUGCCCACCUUAUAGAUGAUGUUGCAACUUCCAGAAGCUCUUCUGAAACUCUUGUUAGUUCUGUCUUUCCAACUGGCCACAUGGUUUGGUCAAUAUGUAAAGGUUAUUCUUUUCUAAAAUUUUACAACAGAAUUUAUACGAAAGAGAAUUAAGUGUAAAAGUAUUCAGAUCCAGAUUCUCAGACACAGGCAGGACUACUUGUGUUUUUUCCAGGUGCCAUACUUUUAAUUCUUUUGGACGUAGAGCACAAGGUCCAUGUUACUUCUUCACUGAAAUCAUAGCAAUAAAAAAGCACGCUUACUGUCAGCACACCCUCCUCACCAGGGCUGUCUGAAUCUCCCUGAAAGCGAGGAGGGCCUAGGUGUCCCCCUUCUACUUUAUGCUUCCUUUAACAAACUCAUUUGAGCCCUGAGGUCUCAUACCAGUGAAUAAUGUGAAUAUUUAAUAGGGUGGAGUGGGUGCCAUGUCUGUGAUUCGGGAAACAACUUAUCAAAACACAAUCAGUCAGCUUCCGAAGACUACAGUAAGUUCAGCAUAGAGACCGAUCAGAUAUAACAUUAUAUUUUGUGUUAAUACACAUUUUGGAGAACUUUAUAAAAUGCUGUUUUUAUAUAUUCUUGAUGUUCUAUACAUAAUGCAGAACCGAAAUAUAUUAGCUACAGGUGUAAUUUAUGUUUAAUGGAGAACCACUCUUGUGAAUUGGAACCUCGAUUUCACCAACUGUAGAAACAAGUUGCCGUGGAGAUGGCUGUUAUGUCACUGCACUGUCUCUCCCAUGAUUCUCUGUUUUGUUGUGGGUAAAUAGAAUAUUUUGUUUUCUAUCUUGCUCUCCAUCUGCUAACACAAGACCAUCCCUGAGCAAUACUGCUGUUUCUUUUUAAUUACAGUUUUUCUUACUUGUUUAAUGUUGUAAACAAUCUCUGUAUGCUUCAUUUGCCGAGAAUUUUAUGAAGUCUUAAACAUUCAUUCAGGCUUUUAAAUUCCUUUUAAAACAUAAUAAUGGUUGGAGUAUAAUUCAGUCAUAUUCAUUAAAAAAAACCUAUUAAAGGUAUUAAAAAUUAAGUAAGGUAUGUAUCCUAAACCUUUCUUGAAGGCCAUCUGAAGGUCACACAGAAAUAUCCUGCAGACAGUGGAUAAUAUUCAGGUAAAAGCAUAGUGGAAGGGAACUUGAAUCUCUAUUUAUACUUUAACUGUUUUUCUAUAUUCGAAGUUGACAAUUGAUACAUUUGAAAUUGCAAUUUCAUAUUAGAAAAAUGGAAACACUCCCCAUUUGAAGUGACUGGCUGACUUGGAGCAUUUUAAUGUGUUUUUUAUACUAAACCAGGCUGGAAACAUAAAUCACUGACAGAUUUAGUGCUGUGAAGAAAAGCCAUUACCUAUUUGUAAGUAGCUAAAUACGCAGUCGUGCCAAAGUUUCAAUGCAAUGUCUAUUACACUGUGUGCAGCUGGCGAGCUGGGCUGCCAGAUUCCUGCUGCAAGCGGAUUGGUCAGGCCAUCACGAUGUCAUCAGCAGAAGAGGCCAGUGAUUGGCAGCUUUCCAUUUGGGUCUGUUAAUCCACUGGAAAGCGUGGAGCGGGAGUAGCUUCAAAAGGAUGGGCUGCAUCUUUAAGGCACUCACGGUGGGCCCUCAGCAGCCUCUUCCACUGUAUCAAUGCAGACGGGCAUACUGGCACAUCUGGCCGGCCAGCGUGAAUCCGACGUGUCCGACAUUCAUCGCCAUGCCGGAAAGAGCCUGUGGAGGGUCUCAGGCCACACCUGCAUUUUUCCUGAGUGGCUGAGGGAAGAUGCAGUGUGCCAGGGAGCAUCAGCCUGGGUGCAAAGACGGCAGUCUUUUAUACUGGCCAGCUAGUGAAGGUUUCCAGCUUAAUGUUCCUGCACUGGAGGCAGCCCACCCUAUUGAAGCUACUCCUGCUCCAUGCCUUCCAGAGGUAAAAAAGGUUCUCUAGCUUUAUUUUAUGAAACCAGAUAUUUUGGGACUGAUUUAUUUUUUUCCCCUUUUACACUUCCUAUGAUUUCUGGAAUCUAUUUAAAACCUCACCUUUAAACUUGUAUGAAUUACUCAGAUUAUCUUGAUUUUUUUCCUUUAUCUUGCUUAUCAGGCCAAAAGUAAGAGCCUUUUUAAAAGACAUUCAGUCUGUCAAUUGCGAUCACUGACUCAUUUCAUUUUCUGUGAUUAACUCAAUAAAAACAAGCUUUUUGGUACAA